Molecule: messenger RNA, 2154 nt
Organism: Botrytis sinoallii
Lineage: Eukaryota; Fungi; Ascomycota; Leotiomycetes; Helotiales; Sclerotiniaceae
Exons: 4
Coding region: 1-2154 (717 amino acids)
Source: RefSeq, a predicted model, not a curated record
AUGGAAAUGACCAAAGAGCUAGAAGGGAAUCUUGAGAAAUUCACCACAUAUGCCUUAUUCUUUCACCCCAUUCUGAAGUAUGGCGAGAAUAUUGAUCGCAUGGAUCUCGAUUUGUCUUCGUGUACCACAUGGCCUGAAGAAGUCAUCAAGUGUAUCUCAUGGUACAUGCACGCCCAUGAUCAGUACCAAGUUCCAGUCAAGAUGCGGAAAAGGAGCAAGAACUCAAUAGUGUUUGAUGUUACAAGUUUUCUGUUAUCCAAGACUACAUAUGAUAGCAAACCUCGGGUUGUAGGAUAUGUGAGAAAGCGAUGUCAUCGCUUGAUGAAAGAUUUGAUCACUACCUGGUAUGCUCAAGGGUAUCUCACAAAAACUCAAACCAUUUUCCGGAAGUCUUCGAUGUUCAAAGAGUGUUGGGAGCGUGCGCGAGAACAGUUUGUCCGUCUUAAAUCAGAUGAGAGCAACAUUCUGGCCAACGAGGCAUCAUUUGCAAAGAGAAAGGCUGGCGAUAUCUGUUCCGCAGACGGAAACAGCAAGAAGGUUCGACAACACAUGGCCGUUGAUGACACAACUACUAUUAACACGUACGAUCGUCUAGAUUUGGUGGAAAAUUGGAUAAACCACAACAGUGUAUCGAAUGUCCAUGUGGAAAUCAAUACUACUCAUCCGAUCACACUCCAAAAAUCGGGGAUGAUCGAUACCGAAUUGCAACAACCACUUUCUAAUCAAAGGAAUAAUUUUUCGAAUUCAAGCGGGGAAAAUGGUUGCGUUAUUGACACAAGAUCGGAGAACGAGUGGCGUGUAAACGAGAGAGAUGAGCUACGUAGCCAAGCCCAUAACGUCUUUUCAGGAGACGAACUCUCUCCCCAUUCAGCGAAAACAAUAACACCCAAAAGUUUCCGCACUCCAAUCAUUUAUCCUGCACUUCCUCAAACACCACCUUCACAAAUGAUCCUUAACCAAUCUCCGACUCGCACGGCUCGAGCACAUCGCGAUACAAAUACCACAUCAUCACAUGAGGAGCUCCAUAGCAUCUCCGAUUCAGGAAACAUGACUUCUUUACCCAUAGAGAAGAUCAUGCAAAUCAAUACAAUGUUAGAAUGCUUCCGAUCUACUGCAAUAAUUAUAACUCCAGAACGCGGUUUCUGGGUUAUGGUGCCUGCUGGGCCAGUCCUUGAAGAUUUCAAUUUUCACACAUGGUAUAGUCAGAAAUUUGGACUUGAUGAAUCUCAAGGACUCAGGUUUCACUAUAUGGAUUCGUCACUCAAUCCAACAUCUUGCCCAGUGGAUGUAGGCCGUUCUGAUUGUGAAGGUAUCAUAUUGAAGCAACAUCUGUUUUUCGACUUCGUCGAAACCUUUAAUCACUUCAAAGGAAAUCUUCGAACGUAUAGGAUAGCCGUGAUCCCCGAGAAUAUGGUUCGACUCUCUCUCUCCUGCAGGAAGUAUCCUCUCGAGAAUAAGGAAAAGCUGUUUAAAUUUUACCAUGAGUGCGAGCAAAAGACACCUAUCUUUUCUAUACCGAAACCAUUGAACUCGCAAAGGCAGAAUCAGAAAAAAUCAGUAUUAGGACCGCACUAUGAACAGGAAAGAAGGAUCGACUCUUCAUCGCUACUUCAUGUUAUGGAGCCCUCCAACUCUUCUCCUACUGGGCCACCGUCUCAUGUCUCAAAAUUCGCCUCUUCUCGAAUUCAUGGUACCAAACUUGGUACUCAAGCCCCCACUCUUCUUCCACCGAUUAACCUUCCCCUCCGCAAGCUUCCCCCUCUUGGCGAGUUGGAUACUGGAAGAUUCAUUAAUCAGUACCAACUAGCUGGCGAGCCAGGAAUCGUAGUUCGUGUCCAGAAAGCAGAUGGCAAAUUCACUGGCCCGCUGCGUAAUGCUCCUUUCGGGCCCGAUGUCAAAACCCAAGAUUUCUUUACUUGGUUCACUCAAGUUGCAUGCCAGCCUUCUACCAGCGUCCCUGAUAUGUUGCAAAUUUGCUUUAAGGAUGCCGUUCCAGUUGUCGAAUACGAGAUUUAUCGAGGAGAUGAGAGACAAUUCACAAAAAUGUGGCGUAACAUUCUCCCUCAGUGUCGUCGCACUGCAGCAAUCAUGUCACCAUUAAGUGAAUUUGUUAUCUUUAUUCGGGCGCUUUAUUGGCACGUUGGUUCAUCCUGA